AUGGAAUUAAAGGAAUGGGCCUAUGCCACUAUCAUCCCCAAGGUCUUGGCCAUGUCUGGAGACCCCAACUACCUGCCCCGCAUGACCAUGCUCUUCUGCAUCAAUGUGCUGUUCAGAGUCUGUGGGCAGGGCAUCACUGCCAAGUGUAUGCUGCCCACUGUCCUGCGUAUGGCUGGAGACCCAGUUGCCAACGUCCACUUCAAUGUGGCCAAGUCCCUACAGAAGAUAGGGCCCAUCCUGGUCAACAGUACACUGCAGAGUGAAGUCAAGCCCAUCUUAGAGAAGCUGACCCAGGACCAGGAUGUGGAUGUCAAGUACCUUGCACAGGAGGCUCUGACUGUUCUGUUUCCCACCUGACACUGGAAGAGGAGCCAACUCUGGUGUCCACCCUCCAACCUCCCCAUGUUCUUCCUCAGGAAGGCACUGGGGGUACUUG
Messenger RNA from Nycticebus coucang (slow loris), 436 nucleotides. Its product is annotated as serine/threonine-protein phosphatase 2A 65 kDa regulatory subunit A alpha isoform-like. Gene Ontology annotation, molecular function: protein phosphatase regulator activity. Lineage: Eukaryota; Metazoa; Chordata; Mammalia; Primates; Lorisidae. Bases 1 to 357 code for a protein of 118 amino acids. The transcript has a single exon. Gene Ontology annotation, biological process: protein dephosphorylation. The record is from RefSeq and is a predicted model, not a curated record. Gene Ontology annotation, cellular component: cytoplasm; protein phosphatase type 2A complex.